AUCAGACAGAUUCCUGCUGGUUUGGAAAUCGGUUGUUCAAUGGUUGUAUCUCCCCGGUGCUGAGAUGCUGCAAAGGAUUUUUCAUUAGGUGAAAACAUAUUCUGCAGUGGCUAACAUUGUUUGGGUCAAUCUAGUGGCAAUCAGUUUAAUUAUGAGCAGAAUUUGAAGUGAACCAAAACGCAAUGUAGUGAAGUUAGCUAGCUUAGCUAAACGUCGAGUUAGUGUUGGUUGUAAAUUACAAUCAAAGGAUUAUGUAUUGAAAGCUUUGAUGAAGCAUAAAAACGGGAUAAAAAGUGACUCUCAACAUUCAAGUGGACGGAAGUCACUCGCUGAGUCAAUUAGGCACAGGAUUUUAAUAAAUUAAAUUAAACACUUUCCCGAGCUUGACCUUUUUUGCUUCGGGAUUACUUCGCGUCGCAACUCUACAUUCACCAUGCACUCCCGGAUACUGAUGCUUUUCUGGCGCAAAAAGCUUCUCCUGCUUACCACCGCGCUGCUCUUCUUGGUGGCCUUGUGGUUCUGGGGAUUCCUCUAUACGACACACGUGUCCGAUGGUGGGAAAAUCGUUUCCGUCAAGGAGCUGAUGCUGGGUGGGAUAGGUGGUGGCGCGGGCAGUGCUAGCCACCACGAAAGCCUCCUGCAACGGUUGGGAUUCUAUGACGACGAUGUGGCGAAUGACGACGGCCAAUCGGCUAUCGCUGCCGGGGUGAAGUUUGUCAAACCGACUAGUGGCUUCUCGAUGAGGAAUAAAGGAAAAUUCUACAACGAAUGGGAAGCCAUUAUGCAGGAUCGUGAUGAAAAGCCUCGCAUUUCCAAGCAGGAUGUUGUAAAGAGAAAAUCGUCUGAGGAGCUGAGGAUCGCAGCCGAACAUCAGAACCACUACGAACACGAGCUGAAGAAGAUGGGUGUUCCGGUGAUUGCCGGUAUUGGUCCUGGCGGUCAUCCACCGCCAUUGCAGCGCUUGGUUCACAUUGACUUGAAGGGAGCUCCACCGAAAAUUUCUUAUCUGAAACGUUUGAUGCCCAUAAUGAAGACGUUGGGUGCGACAGGAAUUCUGCUCGAAUAUGAAGACAUGUUUCCGUACAGCGGAACACUUUCUUCGAUUGCUGCGAAAAACGCCUACAGCAAAGAUGAUAUAUUGGAUAUCCUGAAAACGGCAUUCGCCCUGGGGCUCACUGUCAUUCCCUUGGUUCAAACGUUUGGGCAUUUGGAGUUUGUGCUGAAGCUACAGGAAUUCCAACACCUCCGAGAACAGGACGAUGCCCCGCAAGCCGUGUGUCCAAGUCAGAAUUCUACGAUGAUAUUUCUUGAAGAAAUGCUUGAUCAGGUGGUCGAGUACCAUACUCCAUCGCAGAACAUUAACCUGUUGCAUAAGGACGACAUCGAGAAAUUGACACCCAAAUUGACUCACAUACAUAUCGGUUGUGAUGAGGUUUAUCAAAUUGCACACUGCCACCGGUGCAAAAAUCGAAUCAAAGAUCAGCUGUUCUUGGAUCACGUCUACAACGUGGCUACGAUCAUCAACAAAAAGUGGCCCAGUCUGAAGAUUAUCAUAUGGGACGACAUGUUACGGCACAUGUCGCAGGAAAUGCUUCAAUCGUCUGGCAUUGGAAAAUUAGUCGAACCAAUGAUUUGGGUUUACGCCGAAGAUAUUUACAAGUUUAUUCAAUCAUCUACCUGGGAAAAAUAUUCCUCGGUUUUCAACACUGCAUGGGCCGCCUCAGCUUUCAAAGGUGCUCACGGUGAAGCACUACUGCUACCUCCCAUUCGACGCCAUCUGGAGAACACUCUUCGUUGGUUGGCGGUCAUGCAGGGUGAAGGAACUCGUUUUACGCAUGGCCUACAGGGUUUGGCUCUGACGGGUUGGCAGCGUUACGAUCACUUUGCCAUUCUCUGCGAACUACUUCCGACGGCUCUUCCUUCGCUGGCUAUCUGCCUGUCGACUGCUUCCCGUGGUUACUUUGACGUCAAUGCCAAAACGAAUCCCGUUCUGAGUAGUUUAACAUGUCCGGAACCUACCAGCGACCGACACGCCUGGAUUGAACUGCACAAAGAUACGAUGCUGUCUACCUUUUCGCGAUGUAUGUUUCCCGGUAGCGUCAUCUACCGGUUCGUUCUACGCCUGAUGACUUUGAUGACUGAAGCAAAGGAGUACAUUGAUGAUGUCAAACAGAAGCGCGGUUGGUUGACGGACUACAACGUACGGCACAACUUCUCCUCGGGACCUCGUGUGGACGACCUCCUGGGAGAGGAUUACCGACUUCUGAACUCAAUAACUAAUUUGGCACGUAAUGCCGCAUCUACGCUGGCUGAUGUUUACGAUCAUUGGACAUCGGGCGAGUUCAUUGAACAACGGAUCUACCCUAUACUGGCAGAGUUGAAGAACCUGGAACACAUCGGUGAGGGGCUGAAGAAACGGAAAACUUGGCCCCAGCGACCACUUCCGUACCUGAAGCCAUUCGAAGCACUCGGUAUCGACGAGAAAACAUAGCUGCAGGAGUACAUGAAGAUUCCACUAAGGCAUUGAGACUCUAUCGGAAGGCCUCAGCGGACUCUUCGAGGAUUCAAUUGUGAUUUCAAAACGAAGUAUUACUAGUAAGAACAGUAGCGGUAAAGAUAACCGGUUGUAGGGUUUUGUAGAUCAGUAACUCUUUUUAUCUCAUGUGAUGAUACGGCACGGCAGUGCAGGGCAGUUUCGACUGUUUUCGGCAGGCGGAGAUCGAUUUGAAUCUAAUCAAGCCCUUAACAUUUUGAAAAUUUUAAUUUGAUUUUGGAAAAUUUGAUUUUGGAAAAUAGUAAUUCGUUAACAGUUUAAAGUUAAAAACAAUUUCAGUGCUCGUUUUAAUUUAUCUAAAACGAAGUAAUAUGGAAAAAAAGUUUAGAAUUAAAGCCUAGAAACAGACCCUGUCAGCUUGGAGCGUAUUCAAUUUUCAGUUCAGUAACGCCAUCGCAUGGCAUCACAUUCAACCAGCGAUGCCAGAUAGUAGUAGUGUCAUUUCCGUAGAUUGGCAUUUUUUGGAAGCUUUCGCUGUGGAAAGCUUUUUUUUUUUGCUCGCAAGACAAAGCUAGUUUCCGUAGUUCUCCGUUGAUAAAUUUUAAUUUCCGUAGAUUUCCGUAGAAAAAUUCAAUUUCCGUAGAUUAUGUCUACGGAUCCGUAGAAAAUGUUCGAAUCCGUAGAUCUACGGAGAUCUCCGUAGAUCUGACAUCGCUGCCUUCAACAUAUCAUGUCAAUUGUAUGGAUGCGCAGUGUUGCUAUUUUAGCGCGAACGAAUUUGACAUUUCUCUCCCCUUCUUCUAUGUACGACAUUGGAUGCGGACUCGCAUGAGCGCGCCAUACUCGCAAAAAAUGAUGUUGCCAAUGAUUUGUUCGGGAAAUGUGAGAGUUGGAUAUCUUGUUAAUAUGAUGUCUUUGCUAGAAGGCAACGCACCACACAUAUCCUUGCUCAUACUACAUACUGAACAUUCGAUCAGAUUAAUUCAUCCUUUCUGAUAUCAUAUAAGAACCAAAACAUAAAUCAGAAUUCAAACAAAAACUCUAACUAACCGGAAUGCAUGCAACUCGAAGCAAUCCUUGGAAUUUUUCUGACAGUUACACGGGAGUUUCAAGGAAACGAGUGCAGAAAUUUAAAAAUUUUGUUUAAUUUUAAUUGUCGCCUAAGGGCAUAUUCAGUAGUGUUCUAGUUAUAGAUGCAUAAUUUAUGUCAGUAACAAAAUUUAAAUCUAAAUUUUAUAACAAGAAAAACUGGCAGCCCCAGCAGUGUUUUACUCGUGUUUCAAAUAUACAAAAAAUAGAACGGCAUAGUAGACCAGCUUUAAAUUUGACAGAAGAACUGGUCGAAUAAAUAAAACAGUUUUAAAUUUGACAGAAGAACUGGUCGAAUAAAUAAACUAGCCACUCGCGUAGGGAGGCUGCGUAGACAGUCCCUCGGGUGUUCCUGUCCCUCCGCACUGCGCGUCCUCCUCGAUGAGCAGUCCAAUAGGCAUCAUGAUCGUUAUCACGCAGACUGCGAUGGACGCUUCUUGCUCUAAUUUUCUGUUGUUUACCACCAGAAACCGCUGUUUUAUGAUGCGCUAGUUGGAGUUUCCUGCUACGAGUGUGAUGCUCUCAGUUUGACCUCUUCGAUGGAUUCUCCAUAAACUGCUAGCAUGAUAUCGCACGCGAACCCGACUAUCUUAGGGCCCGGGAGGACCUCAGUACGCCAUCGUACAUUAUAUUCCACAAGAGCGAGCCCAGGAUGGAUCCCUGUAGUACUCCGGCCAUAAUAGGAGUGCUGCGAAAGCUUUUCUCGAUCACGUAGAGCUUUCCAGAAUCUUGUACAGCUCUUCCGGUACUCCCAGUUGAAGUAUGGAGUUAGCGAUAUUCGCCCAACAAGCACUAUUGAACAUCAUUUUGACGUCAAGCGUUACUACCGCGCAGUAACGAAUUCCACGCCGCUUGGGUUGAAUCGCGACCUCCGCGGCGGCUACCACCGAUUUUAUGGCAUCUGCCGUAGACCUGCCUUUUCGAAACUCGUAUUGUUCGUUAGACAAUCCACCCGCCUUCUCUAUGAACGGGGCUAGCCUGUUCAGAAUGAUUCUCUCCAGUAGCUUCUCCAGGUUUCGGUAAUAGUACCAAUCUCUGCCUUUUCCUAAUGUCCGGGAACGUGCGCUCGUCCAGACAUCUCUGCAUGACCUCUCUGAACAUGUCCGGUUUUGAGAUUAUCGAGCCGCGUCCGGGAUACCAUCUGGCCCGGGGGCUUUCUUAGUAUCGAGCGAUCUCGCCGCUGACAACAACUUGUUUGCUGGUAGCGGUGCUGGCGUCCAGGGGGUCGUGUCGUGGUGAGGGAAGAGGUCCCUUAUGAUCUCCUUCAGCUUAGCCUGACUACGUUCAGGCGGUUCUAGUGCCCCUCUCGUUUUGUCCAUAACCAUCCUGUAGGCAUAGCCCCAUGGGUUGGAGUUGGCACCCUGACACAGGUUAUCGAAGCAGGCCAAGCCGGGACUGCAAACAGUCGCGUCGAUAAACGACUCGACUUCGUUCCGCUGAAAGGUACUUAUUGCCCCGUCGUUCCCCAGUACCACGUCUAGCUUAUCGAGGGUCUCCAGCAGCGUCUGCUCUCUUGAUGUAUUGUGUGGCGGCUACCCCACGCUGUUGCCCAUGCGUUGAUCUCUCCUGCUAUCACGACUGGAUUUUUACCCGUAGACCUGGGUCAGCCUAUCGACCAGUUUGGUAAACUUGCAAUUCGUGAUUCAUACGCCGUCUCCACGUUCCGUCUUCCAUCUGCACUCCGCCAUAGAUGGUCCUCAGUACCUUUCUUUCGAAAACACUGAGGGCGCGUUGGUCCUCUGCCAGCAUAGUCCAGGUCUCGUGGCCAUAGAGAACAACCGGUCUAAUGAGCGUUUUGUAGAUGGUCAGUUUCGUGCGGUUGCGUACUUUUCUCGAUCGGAGGGUUUUUCUGAGUCCAAAGUACGCACGAUUCCCUGCCAAAAUACGUCUAUUAAUUUCUCUGCUCGUGUCAUUACCGGCGGUCACCAGUGAGCCCAUUUCUUCUCUAGAGCCUCUUCCUCUCAUGUAUUUUGUUUUCGACGCAUUUAUGGCCAGUACGAUACGCCUAGCUUCAGCUUUCAGUCCGAUAUAGGUUUCCAUCAUCAUCUCAAGGUUACGUGUCACAAUAUCAAUAUCGUCAGCGAAGCCAAAGAGUUGUACGGACUUACGGAAGAUCGUGCCACUCGUAUCGAUCCUCGCUCUUCGAAUCACAUCUUCCAGGGCAAUAUUGAACAAGAUACAAGAAAGUCCAUCACCUUGACGUAGCCCUCUCCGAGAUUCGAAGGAACUCGAGAGCGUCCCAGAUACUCGGACGUAGCACAUCACUCUAUCCAUCGUUGCUUUGACCAAUCGCGCCAGUUUAUCCGGGAAACCGUAUUCGUGCAUGAUCUGCCAUAGCUGUUCUCGAUCGAUUGUGUCGUAUGCCGCUUUGAAGUCAAUGAAUAGGUGAUGCGUGGGUACGUUGUAUUCACGACACUUCUGGAGUACUUGUCUUAUCGCGAAUAUGUGAUCCGUAGUGGCGAGGGCUCCAGUAAAUCCCGCUUGGUACGGCCCUACGAAUUCCUUAGCUAUUGGUGAUAGACGAUGGCAAAGGAUUUGGGAGAGUACUUUGUAGGCGGCGUUCAGCAAUGUGAUUGCGAGGUAAUUGCAACAGUCGAGCUUAUCGCUCUUUUUGUAGACGGGACAUACCACUCCAUCCAUCCUUUCCUGCGGUAGAAUCUCCUCCUCCCGAAUCCUAGAAAUCGUCCUAGCCAGUGCCUCUCCUCCAUGUUUGAGCAGCUCGCCUGGCAACUGGUCAUUGCCCACGGCUUUGUUGUUCCUCAGAUUGCCGAUUUCCUCAAUUAUCUCCGCUGGGGCUGGGAAUCUGUCGUCGGCUGAGCGUACACCCAGAUUGAUUCUUGUACCGUUCUCUGUAUCUUGUGCUUCGCCAAUCAGAUGCUCGUCAUAGUACUGCUUCCACCUGUCGAUCACCUCACGUUCGUUCGUGAGAAGGUUACCACUGGUAUCUCUGCACAUUUCGUCCUGUGGCGCGUAGCCUCUACGUGAGCGGUUCACCUUCUCAUAGAACUUCCGUGUGUCAUUUGCGCGGUACAGCUGUUCCAUCGCUUCGCGAUCUUCGUCUUCCUGGUAGCGCUUUUUCCUCCGGAAAACCGUGUUCUGUCUGUUUCUUCUCUUCGACCAACUGCUGACAUUCGCCGUCAAACCAGUCGUUUUCUCGAUUUGAUAACCUCGUACCUAUAACGGUUACAGCAGUGCUACUCACGGCGGACCUUAUAUUCCUCCAGCCGUCUUCAAGAGUCGCCGCGCCAAGCUCAUCUUCCGUUGGUAGCACUAGCUCCAGUUGUUGCGCGUAUUCCUCUGCAGUACGAAUGCUACGUAGCUGCUCGAGGUUGAGUCCCGGCGUUCCUGUGCGACGAGUAUUGUGCACCGUCGAUAGUUUUGAGCGCAUACAAACCGCGACAAGGUAGUAGUCAGAAUCAAUGGUGGCACUGCGGUAAGUGCGGACAUUGAUGACGUCGGAGAAGAAUCGCCCGUCGAUGAGAACGUGGUCGAUUUGAUUUUCCGUAUGUUGAUCAGGUGAUCUCUCGGUGGCUUUGUGGAUAUCUUUGCGGGGGAAGAAAGUGCUUCGAACUACCAUUCCUCGGGAGGCUGCAAAGUUUACGCAUCGUUGACCGUUGUCGUUUGUUACCGCGUUCAGGCUCUCCAGCCCGAUCACGGGUCUGUACAUUGCCUCCCGGCCUACCUGAGCAAACUUAUUUAACUACUAUUUCUAUUAUUUUCCCCGGUACAGUAUUCUACAGUACUGUACGUAAUUAUGGCAUUAAAACUUCACGUCACGGUAAGCACUGCAAAACUGACUGAUCCGGGCGUCUAUGGCGACUUUCCGCGUUACUAUCUGAGAACCUGACUGAACUGUCUACUGGUCGACGCCCGAGACUUACGGAUAUUUUCCGCGAACUCUCUGAAACUGACUAACUGCUAACUCAUCCCAACUAUGGGUUUUUGAGCUCCUAACAUUUACUUUCAAGUGAAGCCCGAAGAUUUUAGUACAAGCUGAGCUUGCGAUUUUAAACAGAAAGUUCAUCCGACUUUCUCCCGAAGUUCUACCAAAAACCGAGACCACUGUCACUAUGCCAAUGGCAGUGACCAGUGCCCGUGAAAAGAUAUUUCUGUUGUUACUCGUCGCGGUUACGCUGACGUGAAGGAUUGCUUGAAAGGUGACGAUUUUUCCUUCACGACUGGGUUGCUAUUCUUGCAAUGCUGCAAGUUCAAUGAAAUUCAAUGAAAAACUUUGGUGAGGGCAUUGCAAUAGUAUCUGACAAAAUAUGCCCUAACCAAAAUAAAAAAAAAACAAAAUCAAUGCCAUUCAAAGUAUCUUUUUCCGGAAGUUCUUCUGAAUUGCAUUGUUACCCGGCUCACAAUCCCAGAGAGAUAAAUGUUUUAGUUUGACGAAUGGUUUAGUUUCUCAAUCAUUGAUCCGCAAAUAUUCCCCAAAUUUUACGUCAAAAUCAAGUUGUUGACGCUCAAAACAAAUAUAUUAUAUAUCAAUAUGGAUCACUCCUGCGAUUCACGAGCGACAUCACAGUAACAUUGCGGUUGAAAAAAAGGUUACUAAUACACUACAAAUUUUGUUUAUACACAUAUGACAACUUUUCCAAUCAGUACACCAAAUCAAACAACUCCAAACAUAUAAACAGUUCUCCAUAUGCACUGUACGAAAAAAAGUUAAGGUUUAAAAUACGAUCUUUUGCUAAUUUGAGAGAGAAUACAUUGUUAAAUCAAAAAUCUUUUUGGAUAUACGUGUAUGUGAAAUAUGUUUUCAGUCUAUGUUAACUCUAAAGGUUAACGCAGAACGAAAUUACAAUUUCUUGAUGUUAGAAAAUCAUAUUAGGUCAUUUUAUUUUCAGAAAAGUUGAACACCACUUUAUCACUUUUGAAUGUAAAGUCGAUAAAGUUAAUUCUAACUCUGAACAGAACUUUAAACGGUUUGUUAUUUUGAUUGAUGCAUUGUUUAUAUGCGAUAUUUCAUUUCAUCCGAAAAAAGCAAACUUUAAAAUAUAGAAAAGUUCCCACCUCUAAGUGGGCAUCAUGAUCACUCAAAAUAAUAAUCAUGUUAUAGUCACGUGAAAAAUUAUGUGAAUAUUUUCCACCCUACUUUUCACGUAGGUUUUAAUGGACUGGCAUUUAAAAACUGUUUAAUGCAUAAUCCAGUAAAAGCUACGUGUUUCAUAGGUAAAAUAUAAUGUACUGCUCAUAUCACAUUUACCUAUCAGUUCAUACAAAAUUUAGAUACCAGAGAAUUACUAUUUUAUAUACUGGUUGAAGUCAAAAGGGAGAUUUCCGAUUUUUAUAUAAAUCUAGGAAAUGAAAAAUGCCAUGAAAAAUAAAAUAUUUAUUUCAGAAAAUUAGCAUAAAAUUUUAACGGUUGAAAAUAAAAAGCAACUAAUAACGUCGUGGGAUCUCGAAUCGACAAGCCUCCAGAAAUCGUUUUGUUGUCCCUGCCAUCCAACCGAAGCUGAAGUCGAGAUCCGAGAACUCACACAACACUACCGAUGCAGGUUGAGUUCGCAUUACAUGGGUCCAGUGUCUCUAGCUUCAUGCCGAUUCUGAACUCGUUUUUCGGUGGACCAACGGCCUUUUUGAAGCAUUCGACAGGAGCGGGCACACUUCCGGACUUACGCAGGCACUCGGUCCAGUCGAACACAUGGAAACUUUCAUACUGGAAUGGUCGAUGUAGUAAAAAAUUGUAACUAAAUAACAUUUCUCGCAAAUAUUUACACUACUCACACUUUGAGGGGCACGGUUCGCCAUUUUCAAAAUCCAGUUUUUCACACUGGAAAUUCACGUAGAUUGUUUGACGUUUGGUCAAUUCACGUAAAUCUUAUGUGAUGACUCUAUUCAUUUUAGGGGAUGUUCGUGUAACAUUCAAUUUCGUCACGUAAGCCAUUCAAUUUGCCAUUUGAAACCAGUUUACGUGAUUUUUCAAGUGAAUCGAACGUGAAUUUUUAUUUGAGUGAUCAAUUACUUUUGACAUUUCAGAUUUUGGUGCAUGCUUAACACAAACUAUCAAACAAUAUUGAAUUAGUAACCCUUUUUCGUCACGCGAUGGUGUAACUGUGAUGUGUUUUUCGAAUUGUUUUCGAUUCCCUGGAGUGAUCAAUAUUGAUAUAUGAUAUAUUUGCUUGAAAUUAACGUUUUCUUUGUACAUUUUCGUUUCGGUUGCAAGUAACACAGGAAUCCGAGUUGGAAAAGAUACGUUUCAAGUGUACAAUGUGAAAAAACGAAAUGUCAAGCUAGGAUUUCAUCAAUUUUAAUUGAUAUCAACUCAAAUAAAUUGAAUUUUCCUAGUAUUGAGGAAAGCAAUUCU
Molecule: messenger RNA, 9890 nt
Organism: Malaya genurostris
Lineage: Eukaryota; Metazoa; Arthropoda; Insecta; Diptera; Culicidae
Product: hexosaminidase D
Exons: 4
Coding region: 434-2491 (685 amino acids)
Biological process (GO): carbohydrate metabolic process
Molecular function (GO): hexosaminidase activity
Source: RefSeq, a predicted model, not a curated record